Molecule: messenger RNA, 4199 nt
Organism: Canis lupus familiaris (dog)
Lineage: Eukaryota; Metazoa; Chordata; Mammalia; Carnivora; Canidae
Gene: ADAT2
Product: adenosine deaminase tRNA specific 2
Exons: 11
Coding region: 42-620 (192 amino acids)
Biological process (GO): tRNA wobble adenosine to inosine editing
Cellular component (GO): nucleus; cytoplasm
Molecular function (GO): tRNA-specific adenosine-34 deaminase activity; zinc ion binding
Source: RefSeq, a predicted model, not a curated record
UUGCCCGCGUCCGACGCCGAGCGCCGCGGCCCGGGUGCCGGAUGGAGGCCAAGGCGCCGUCCGCGCCGUCUCCUGUCGGCGGCGCGUGCCCUGUGACGGCCGAGGAGACCGAAAAGUGGAUGGAGGAAGCCAUGCAAAUGGCCAAGGAAGCCCUAGAGAAUAUUGAAGUUCCUGUUGGCUGCCUUAUGGUCUACAACAACGAAGUUGUGGGGAAGGGACGAAACGAAGUUAAUCAAACCAAAAAUGCUACUCGACAUGCAGAAAUGGUGGCCAUCGAUCAGGCCUUAGAUUGGUGUCAUCAAAAUGGCAAGAGUCCUUCUGAAGUAUUUGAACACACUGUGCUGUAUGUCACCGUGGAACCGUGUAUUAUGUGUGCAGCUGCUCUCCGCCUGAUGAAAAUCCCACUGGUUGUAUAUGGCUGUCAGAAUGAACGAUUUGGCGGUUGUGGCUCUGUUCUAAAUAUUGCCUCUGCUGAUUUACCAAAUACCGGGAGACCAUUUCAGUGCAUUCCCGGAUAUCGGGCUGAGGAAGCGGUGGAAAUGUUAAAGACCUUCUACAAACAGGAAAAUCCAAAUGCACCCAAAUCAAAAGUUCGGAAAAAGGAAUGUCAGAAACCUUGAACUUAUUCUGUUGGAAGGUUGAUGCCCCUCGAUGGAAUUCUUGGACUGAAAGAAAGCUUUUGACAUCACUGAAUCAUGUUUAUCUGUGUCCUUCGCCCCUAGGAAAAUUGUCUCUCAUGUAUUUGUGCUGUUGAGGAAACAAAUUAGCACGUUUUAAAAGUCUCACAGUUGUAAACAAUGAUUAGCUUUUCCAUAAGCUUCAAGAACAUUUUAAGAAGGGGAAAAGAAGAUAAAGAUUGAGGUCUUAGAAAUUAUUGGUUGUAAUUCAUUCCUGGCUCCUUCUGCUUUCCUGCAAGCUGACUUCAGUGCACUUUCUAUCUUCACAUCAUCGUUUUCUCAGGGAUUAUUUGUAGACAAAAAACUGGAGUCUUUUGUCUAGUGCCAGUAAGGACCAAUAAGUCUGGUUAAGUAUGUAUGUCAAGUAGGUUCUUGGUAAACAUUUGUUAAGUAAGAUUAUUGAUUGGCAUUUGGAGAAAAAUGAGUAAUAAGGAGAAUAUCUAGGACUUGAAGUCAAAGCCAGAAGUAGUAUAUGGGUGUUUUGGCUAUCUUACAGAUAGUCAAUAUUAAAAGUAUCAAGAAAGUAAUAAAACCAAGAAGGAUAGAAAAGACUUAUACAUGUCUCUGCUGUGUUUUGAAGAUUGGGCAUUUUCUAAUCCUAAGCAUGGCUAAAAAUUUUAAUUUUGGUUACCACCCUUUUGAUUCUCUCUUCAGUGAUUGAUUGACUUCCAGAAAAGUCUCUCCUAUUUUUUUGGUUUUAGGCUCAGUUUCCUCUACUACUUUUGGGGGAAAAAAAUCAGUUCAGAGGGCAUAUUGCAGAUUGGAGGUGAGCACCUCUGGUGCUGAUAGAGGAGCAUUGUGAGGUCAUAGACAUUGAGGCUACGGGAUUCUGGCCACAAUUCUGAAGUGGUGGUGGUGAGUUCUGGACAUACGAUGAGGGUGUGUUAAAGCCAGCAUUCAGGGAAUUGUGCAUGAUCCUGGGAACAUCCAUGGGUGUGUGUCCACGCAUGUACACCAUUCAUCAUGUAUGUUUGCUGCAAAGCGCUGGAGUCGCUGCUCUGAAGUGUCCUAGGCUUGUGGUCAGAGUAACAAGCACAAUACCCAGGUGGUCGUGGUUGAGAAACAGCUUCUCUGAACCUGCAGAACAUCUGAUAGGAUCAUAAACACUUGGGAACUGAGGGACUGAGUGGUGGAUCCCAGGCUUAUGUUGGCGUCUCUGAAUGGAACGCAGUGGACUGGGUUACAGCACAGUGUCGGGUGAACAUCGCACUGCCUUUGACGGACCUUCCAGUGCCCACAGAAAGCUCUGCUCUCACUCCUACCACUCCUACCACAGCGCACUUUGCUGUCGGUUCCUAAGCUGACGUGUAUUGACAAUUCAGAAACAUCGGUUUCAGCCAGACUUCUGUCCACUUUGUGGAAAAACUGAUCUGCAAGUGAUACAUAGGAUGAUAGAAGAUUGUUCUUCCUCCAUUGAAAGAUAAAAAGAAUCUUCCCAAAAAGGAGAAACCUAAAUAAAGGUAUUUUAGAAAAGAGGGAAAUGAAGAGUCUGAGGGUUGAAAUAAUCAAACUUUGGAGGUGCUAAGGCUCCACUCCGAUUAUAUUGGCAGAUGGCCCAGGGCGCAGCUGCUGACGAAGAAUCCCAGAUUCCACCCGAAGGCCCAAAUACUACCUCUUCUGUCUGGAGCUGAGUCAGUAAAAGGAAAUAGGCUGCUUCUGGAGGCCACAACAGAGAGCCAUUCAUGAAAGCCCUGAGGGGAUGAAGUGGCCAUCUCUUUGACACCAAGAAAAUAUGAGAAAGAGAAGACAAAGAACUUGAGACAUGGAAAGUAAAUGUCUUGCCUACGGUCACAUAGAUAUUAAAUGGCAGAGCUUGAAUUUCAACCUGGGUUUAUGUUUUUUCAAAGCUGGAACUCUUAAUAAAGUAUCAAAAUGCAGAUUUAGAAACUAGUACUGCCUCCACUUCCUUUCCAGAUAUGAACAAUCUUUUCACUCCUUUUUUAUGCAUCUUCAUCAAUGAAGACAAAAUCCAGCUGUUGAUAUCAUAGAAUGAGAAUGCUGUGAGGAGUAAUUAAUGUUAGCAAAUUCUCUGAACAAUUUAUACAUAAAAAUUGAUGAUUAUGUAUAUGUAAAUUAUAUAUGUAAAUUGAUGAUAUAUAUAUCAUAAUAUAUAUGAUCAAAGAAAUACACAGACUUUUAAGUCAGUACUUGACCUUAUUUUACAUUUUGUAGUUUUUCAGCUCUUUCUCACCUGCCAGACUUUAGAAACAUAUUGAGUAUAAAGUCUCUUAAUGCUCUUACUUCUCUCCUCUGCAAACCUUCCUAGCAGUACCCCAGUCUCCCUAUAUUAGCAAUAACUAUACAUGAAAAUGAUUCUCUAUACAAAUUUCUUUUUCAAAAAUGCCAAUUGACAGCAGUAUCUUUAAGACUGUCCAGAAAGGGCAGCCCCGGUGGUGCAGCGGUUUAGCGACGCCUGCAGCCCAGGGCGUGAUCCUGGAGACCCUGGAUCGAGUCCCAUGUCGGGCUCUCUGUAUGAUGCCUGCUUCUCCCUCUGCCUGUAUCUCUGCCUCUCUCUCUCUCUCUCUCUCUCUAUGAAUAAAUAAAUAAAAUCUUUUUUAAAAAAAGACUGUCCAGAAAAUUGUACAUUUUAGCAAUUGGCAAAGGAGGACUCUGAGCUGAUAGAAAAUCUAGUCUUUGUAUCAAUUGCCCUUUCAACAGAUGUGUCCUAGCCUAGUUUUGCUUUGUAACUUAUUGCUACUAUUGUUAUUCCUUUUAUUAAAUCAAUUUCGUGGCUCCAGUUUUUAAGAAAGUUAAAAAGCUUUAUAUACUUCUGUUGACCUUGGAAACAGAGGAAGGGCACAUUCAUACAUGGUGCUCACCAAAAAUGCAUUCCUAAAGAACAAAUUCCACGGUGUACCUACCUUUUGGCUCUUGACCCCCUGGUCCUGUCCUAGAGCACUGACAAUAUAAUAGACAUAACUUUGUGCUUUCAGGAAAUUGAAUGGAAAAUUUUUAUGGACCUCUGAGGACUGCUGAGCAUCCAUCAGGAUCUUUGUGAACACCCUGUGGGUCAGGAUGGUAUUGGGCAUCUCCUUAGAAAUUCAUAAUUUGGAAGGGGGACUGUAGUGAAGAAAGGGGGAAAUUUGGAGGGAAGUGAUACCGUGAAGAUGAAGUGACAUUGGCUUUGAAAUGAGGCAAAACCAAGGCUGAUCAGUUUCAAUCAAGAUACAAAUGAUUGAGAAAGACUGAAAAAUUCACUUCAGAUUCUUUGGGAACAUAACAAUUUUGGGAACUUGAGCAUGUGCUAUAUCUUCUCAUCCUAGCACUCACUACACAUGACACCUGUUCUCCCACAAGGCCAUAAACUUAAUGAGGGCAGGGAUGUUAUUAACACAGGUUAGCUCAAUGCAUUGUGCUAUUGUCCACUAAAUAAAUAUUUGCUAAUCAAAUGUCUCAGAACCAGCUAGUACUUCUGUUGUUUUCUUCUAGCAAAAACUCAGAAACUUCCUUUAUCUUGUACAACAAAAGAAUAACCUAUGAGUUGGAUGUCAUGUGGGAAUUAAAUAAAAUAUAAUACCAGCA